Molecule: messenger RNA, 4954 nt
Organism: Triplophysa dalaica
Lineage: Eukaryota; Metazoa; Chordata; Actinopteri; Cypriniformes; Nemacheilidae
Product: cadherin-2
Biological process (GO): multicellular organism development; cell-cell junction assembly; brain development
Cellular component (GO): intercalated disc; neuron projection; catenin complex
Molecular function (GO): calcium ion binding; cadherin binding
Source: RefSeq, a predicted model, not a curated record
GCUGAACACAGUGGAAACAAACAGCCUUUCAAUCUGAUAUAGUGCACGACAGACAUGCAUUCACACACGUCAAUGCCACUGAUAUCCUGCAUGGAUUUACUGCUUUUAUUCCUCCUUUCAGCCUCGCAGAUGGGUGAAGGCAGCACAGUGUGCAGACCGGGCUUUUCUGAAGAUAUAUAUACCACCAUAAUGUCUGAAACCGUGUUGCCUGGGCAGCCUGUGUUCAUUGUGAAAUAUGUGCACUGUGGCAGAAUAUCUCAUGUGAGGUUUGAAUGUAGCCAUCCAGAGGACUUCAGGAUAUCAGUGGAUGGGGUUGUGUACGCCCUAAGGCCAUUGGACACAUCUCACUCCUGGAUUACACCUCUGCUCAUUAAAGCUCGGGAUGAUGUGACCGGACAACAGUGGCAGACCCGAGUCUUGUUGUUGUCUUCAGGGGCUCAAAUGUCAGAGAAGCAUGGCGUGCCCAGGACACAUAUACCAGAAAUAGUGAUCCCUUCUCAUCCGAUAGACAGGUCACUCAGACGGAUAAAGAGAGGCUGGGUUAUCCCUCCAAUCAAUGUGGCAGAAAACUCCAAAGGACCUUUCCCAAUGAACCUGGUCAGGAUUCGCUCAGAUAAUGAUGAGAGCGUGAGUUUACGCUACAGUGUGACUGGACCAGGUGCCGACCAGCCACCAACCAGUGUCUUCUCCAUUGACCCCAUUUCAGGACAACUAUCAGUACUGAAGCCUCUGGACCGCGAGCACUUACCUAGCUUCAAUUUAAGGGCCCAUGCUGUGGACCUUAAUGGUAAUCAGGUGGAAAACCCUGUUGACAUCAUGAUCCAUGUAAUCGACAUGAAUGACAAUCGACCAGAGUUCAUCCAACAGAUUUGGAAUGGAAGUGUUCCUGAAGGAUCUAAACCAGGGACAUCAGUUAUGACUGUAACAUCAGUGGACAAAGAUGAUCCCAAAACUGCAAACAGUCAACUCCGCUAUAAGAUUGUGUCCCAGAAUCCUGCCAGCCUGAGCGCCAACAUGUUCACUAUUAACAACAAGACAGGAAGUAUCAUCACUGUUGCAGCUGGGUUAGACCGAGAGAAAGUCCCACAAUACACACUGAUUAUUCAAGCCACAGACAUGGAAGGAAACCCAACAUACGGUCUCUCCAACACAGCCACUGCUGUGAUCACAGUCACGGACGUCAAUGACAAUCCUCCUGAGUUCACUGCUGACACUUUCUUUGGUGAGGUAUCAGAGAAUCAAGUGGAUGUAGUCCUGGUCAACUUGGAAGUCUCGGACAAAGACCAACCAAACACAGCAGCGUGGGACGCUGUGUACAGGAUAACAGCAGGUGACCCCAUGGGUCAUUUCUCUGUGCCCACGGAUUCUGUUUCAAAUAAAGGCCUGGUGACAGUCAUCAAGCCUAUUGACUAUGAGGUGAACAGAGCAUUUGUGCUGACGGUAGUGGCUGUGAAUGAGGUUCCUCUGCAGAGAGGCGUCCAUCUGUCCCGUCAGUCCACGGCCACCGUCUCUGUCAGGGUCAAUGAUGUAAAUGAGAGUCCCUAUUUCGAGCCCAACCCCAAACUACUGAAACUUCAGGAGGGUCCCCAAACAGAGUCUGUAAUAACCACCUUCACUGCUCAGGAUCCAGACCGCUUCAUGCAGCAGAGCCUCAGAUACAGCACACUGUCUGACCCUGGAGACUGGCUAAGAAUUGAUUCCAUAAAUGGGCGUAUCACAACCAUCAGCAUGUUGGACAGAGAAUCUCCCUAUGUUCAAAACAAUAUAUACACUGCUUCAUUCUUGGCCACUGACACAGGGUUUCCUCCAGCCAGCGGUACUGGAACUCUGCAGAUCCAUCUGCUAGAUGUGAAUGAUAAUGCUCCUCAGUUUUUCCCUUCAGAAGCGAAGAUAUGUGAUAAACCUGAAAACAGUGGCAUCAAUAUCACAGCGCUGGACGCAGACAUACCCCCAAACACUGGACCCUUCAUAUUUGAACUGCCUUCUCAACCUGCUGAAGUGAGAGAAAACUGGACCAUUACACAACUUAGUGGUGAAAAUGCACAGCUUGGUAUUAAAGUUGACUUCAUGGAGACUGGAAUCUAUGAUAUUCCCAUUACAAUCACAGACUCGGGUGACAUGGCGCUGUCCAACACCUCAUACCUGCGAGUGAAGGUUUGUCAGUGUGAUCAUAACGGAGACUGCACAGCUCAGGAUCCUAUCAUAGGCACUGGACUGAGCACAGGAGCUACCCUGACCCUUCUGCUCUGCAUCAUCAGCCUCCUCAUCCUCAUGCUGUUGUUGGUCAUGUGGAUAAAGAGACAAGAUAAGGAACGAAUUGCCAAGCAACUGCUGAUCGAUCCAGAUAAUGAUUUGAGAGACAACAUCUUCAAAUAUGAUGAAGAAGGAGGAGGCGAGGAAGACCAAGAUUAUGACCUGAGUCAGCUGCAGCAGGCAGAACUAGAGAACCAUGGCAUCGGGUCCACUGGUGUACGCAGACUGGACGAGAGACCGCUGCACCCUCAGCCCCAGUAUCCUGUCAGAUCCACCGCCCCCCAUCUUGGAGAUAUUGAAGACUUCAUCAGUGAGGGUCUGAGAGCAGCUGACCAGGAUCCUACCGCUCCUCCAUACGACUCACUCUUAGUGUUUGACUACCAGGGCAACGGCUCUACGGCGGGAUCGCUCAGCUCAAUCACUUCCUCCUCCAGCGGUGAUGGUGACCAGGAUUAUGAUCAUCUCAAUGACUGGGGUCCACGCUUCAGAAAACUUGCUGACAUGUACAACGGUGGUACAGAUGAAUGAAAACAAGGAACAUCCAGAAUGGUGGUGCCCAAACUCAGGGCUGGAGGACCAGUGCACCGUUCUCCUAAACUCUGCAGGACACAUUGGCCCUCAGGACCGAGUUUGGGCACCCCUAGACGAGAACAACAUAGCUUUCCUCUAUUCAACUAAUGGACGACAGCUUCUUGGGUUUAUAUAUAUAUAUCUAUUCAGGCAAACGCGACAACCCAAGACUUAAAGUAUCGCUAAAUUCCUAUUUAAUGCAAACAUGAUUGAGCCUUGCUCUUAGAGGAUGCUUUAGAGAACUGUCAACGGUCACCACAUGCUCAGCUACUCUUGACUUUUACAGGACAGAAAAUGUCAGGGGAGUGUUCACCUAAUAAUAAUAAGAAUGAAAAUCUGUUAAAAACUUUAAAAUAUGGACACCAGCACACAAUCCAUUAUACAAAAAUACCCAAAUAUGUAAAGAACAUGUAAACAGGUUUGCAAUUUGAAACUUCAUGGUAAAAUGGUUGUUUUUUCUACAACAUUGAAAUGAUUUUAUUCCACUAAAUUUCAAACGCACUUCAUGUGUAAAAAAGCUAUCAUUACAUUCACUAAGGGGCGGGCUGUUACAGGUGUGGUGAACUUCUUCUAUCUUGAAAUAUAUCAGUGCGAUUGUUUUGUCUCGAGAUGCACACCAUUACAUAACAUUACAUCGUGAUGCUUGCUCAUAAAAGUAUGCUUUUUAAAAAACAACUUGAAUAUGUAAGAGAUUAUCCACAGCUAGCUGUGCAGUAAAGGAUUGUAUAUGGAAUCUAGAAAAGUUUUCUGGAAGAUUGUCAAAUCUCACCCUGUUGACUCACAUCAGAUAGUAUUUAUUUUCCCUACUAUGGCAGUAAAUGGUGGGUGAGAUCUGACAUUCUUCUAAAUAUCUUCCUGUGUGUUCAGCAAAACAAGGACAUUUAUACAGGUUUGGAACAAUCUGAGGGUGAGUAAAUGAAGACAGAAUUGUAAUAUCUGGGUGUGUUGGGUAAACUUCUCUGAGAGAUGAGACCAAAGAACAGAGAGUGGAACAAUAAUCUCUCAUUUAAGUCACCUGCUGACUCAUGUUACAAUGUUAUCCACAGCUCCACGGCCAUGCACAUCUUCAAUUCUUAAUAACACAAGACAUUAUUCGUUCUACAGAACUGAUUGUUCUCUGACCUCUAUCCAGGCCUCUGCUUUGGCACAUGAAAGAGAGAAAUCACUUACAAUCUCACACUUGUGUUAGUCAAAGUAAAUGCAUAUUCUUACAUUAGUUUGCAUAAGCAUAAAAAAAAAUCUACAUUUCCUCUACAGUUGAAGUAUCCCUUCAAUGAUCGAAAAAUAUUGAAAGAUGUACUAUAAACAUUUUACAUGUUCUUUCUGUAUUUUGAAAAAUUAUUUCAGAUAAGCACAGAUGCCAGUUUUCACCAGUUCAGCCCCAUUUCAGUAAUUAUACCCUAGUUUUAUAGAUGAAGACAAAAAAUACAGCUUACUAACACAAUGAAACAUAAUAGGAACAUGAUGACAUUAUGAGAAACAAAUCUACAGUAUAUACAGUUUCAAAAGGAUGGCUUGAUGUAGUGGUUUUGGGAUGGAAAUGCAAAUGCAGCAUUUGGGAUUGGAAAGAUUUGACAGGCUUUGUAGAAGAGCAUAUGUAAUGUAAUGUAAACUGCAUAAGGAUUAACAUUAUUAUCAGGCAAUAAAAUCUCAAAUGUCAAUUUAUAAUAAAUAAUGAGCGUGUACUGUUCGUAUCUUUGUAAACAAUGUUUUCCACUGUUGAUCUGGGGGCUCAUAAAAUGCAAAAAUCCACGUCAACGUUCACAUUUACAAAACCGCUCUUUGAGGUGGAAAAGUGUUUAGCGCCACGUCAGGGUCUGAACAGACGGCAUCUCAGAGUGCUGCAGGUUUUUGGAAAUAUAAGCCAUUCCAGCCUCCCUCUGCCGUUGAAGAAAUUUAUGACGGUCUCUACACAACAUAAACAACAUUUAUAAAUGAGGCCCCUGGACUGGGAUGAAAGUGCCUGGAGAAAUUCUUUUUGAGAUGGAUGCAGUUAUGUCAUUGCCAUUAAAAAUGAGUAUUUCUCUUUGUCUCUGCUAACUAUGCUAUGAUGUAUUUUCAAAGCUGUUUGGCAAUAGUGCAAAAUUGUGAAAAUUGAGAAUGAAAUAAAUUUUCAUUUUCACUUGUUUUA